UUACAUGCUUCAACUUAUGGUUCUGAAAAGCUCGAAGGUUAAGCAUGCUUUCACGUAGUUGAAUUCAGCCUGUGCAUGAUAAGAAUCUCGGUCGCACGUACUCGUCUGAAAGCAUUCUAAUGAGUAGAUCAAGUUUGUUUACGAGGAAUAAAAACAGCAUCGGCUGCGGCGGUUGUAUGUGACUUGUGUGUUUUCUUCAUCUUGCACAGGAAAUCUAAUUAUCGGAAAUGGUUGGUGGAAAAUUUAUGCAUUUGUCAAGUCCUUCCUUAGAAUCAUCACCUACGUUUGUGGAUGAUAUGUGGUUCAAGUACAUUCUCUCUGUGAUAUCUGCGACAAUUGCUGAAGGAGCAACAUAUCCUUUGGAUUUGAUAAAAACCAGGCUUCAAAUCCAGGGUGAAAUAGCAUCAUCCAAAGGAGAUGCUGGUAGUUACAGAGGAAUGCUUAAGACUGCUGUUGGAAUAGUGAAAGAAGAAGGCUUAAUCAGAUUGUGGCAAGGUAUCACACCUGCAAUUUAUAGGCAUGCAAUCUAUACAGGAGUUAGAUUUGGUGCAUAUGAAAAAAUGAGAGAAAAUGUGUUCAAGAAAAAUCCAGAUGGAUCAUAUUCCUUAUGGAAAGCAGCUAUAGGGGGUAUGAGUGCAGGAGCUUUAGGCCAAUUUAUGGCUAGUCCAACUGACUUAGUCAAAGUGCAAAUUCAAAUGGAAGGUAAACGAAGACUGGAAGGAAAGCCCCCAAGAGUAAAAAACGCAUUCCAUGCUUUUCAACAAAUCAUGAAACAAGGUGGUAUCAGAGGAUUAUGGAAGGGAUGGGUCCCGAAUGUGCAAAGAGCUGCUUUAGUCAAUUUGGGUGAUUUAACAACGUAUGAUACAGCUAAAAGAUAUAUUCUUAGAAAUUCGCAAUUAAAGGACACAUCGCUCGUACAUAUUAUGUCGAGUAUGUGUGCUGGGCUUGUAGGCGCCAUUAUGGCAACCCCAGCCGACGUAAUAAAGACAAGAGUUAUGAAUCAGCCAACUGACGAACGUGGACGAGGCCUCUACUACAAGUCAUCUAUUGACUGUUUCUUGAAAACCGCUCAACAGGAGGGUUUCUUGGCGAUGUAUAAAGGCUUCUUCCCCGCAUGGAUUCGUAUGGGGCCAUGGAGUUUAUGUUUCUGGUUGAGUUACGAGAAAAUUCGCAAGGCAAUGGGAACCGCCGCAUUUUGAGGCAAAUUGGUAAAAUACAACGAAGAGUAAUAUGCUUGUAUAGAUUGUCAGACAAGGAACCGCAUACUUUUCAUCAUACAAUAAAACACAGUGUGCACUCGUAGUCGGUGAGAGUUCUAGUGUUUGUAUGCGUGUCAAUUUAUCAGCCAGAGAAGUGUAUAAAAGACAAAUAAAGAGACAGUUACAAUUGUUUAA
Daphnia pulicaria is the source of this 1394-nucleotide messenger RNA. RefSeq names its product mitochondrial uncoupling protein 4-like (gene Ucp4A). NCBI's taxonomy places the organism in Eukaryota, Metazoa, Arthropoda, Branchiopoda, Diplostraca, Daphniidae. Gene Ontology annotation, biological process: response to cold. The record is from RefSeq and is a predicted model, not a curated record. The coding region runs from base 228 to 1199 and encodes 323 amino acids. The transcript is spliced from 8 exons.